UCUUCCCCUUUUCUUGUUCGCUUCAAAUUGGUCUCAUUCCUUCUCACACCCUUCUUCGAAUCAUUCAUUUCCCUCUCUCCCCCUUCGUUUUCUAGGGUUUUUCUGAAUUUUCCCAUCAAUUUUUUCUCGCUCUUGACAGUUCUGACGUGGGUAAUCACCGGAGGAAGUCCAUUUUUGUGAUUUUCGAGCUUCUGGUCGGGGGUUUUGCCACCGAUGACAUAUUGUGAGACGGAUAACGGCCGGAGAGGGGAAGUGGUGGCGGAGGAUAUCACGGUGGGGAUUGGAUGUGAUGAUGGUAAUGGGGACUAUGUUAGGUUGGGACAGAACCCUUGUAACUGUGAAGCUGAGGUCUCGUCUGAUGGGGGUGCUUCUCAGCAGCCUUGUUCUCCAGGAAGGUCCUUGUGGCUUUGGUUUCGUUUGGUGGUGUUGUUCAUUUUCUUGGUGUCAUUAGCUGUUGUUUUUUUCAAAUGGGUUGGACCAUUCUUCAUGAAUAAGGAAAUAAUACCGAUUAUAAACUGGGAAGCUGAAACGUUUAGUACUCCGGUGCUGGCAGUUCUCGUUUUCGCCUCGGUUGCACUGUUCCCUUCAUUGUUUUUGCCAUCUUCACCUUCUAUGUGGCUGGCAGGGAUGACAUUUGGUUAUGGUUUUGGGUUCCUGUUAAUUAUAUCAGCAGUAACUAUUGGUGUAUCACUUCCAUAUUUCAUUGGCUCCCUAUUCUAUCGUAAAAUUCAAGGAUGGUUAGAAAAAUAUCCUAAGAGAGCUUCAGUUUUAAGAUUAGCAGGCGAAGGAGACUGGAUUCAUCAGUUUCGCGCGGUUGCACUAAUUCGAAUUUCACCGUUUCCUUACAUAGUAUAUAAUUACUGUGCUGUAGCAACAAAUGUCAGAUAUGGUCCGUACAUCUUGGGGUCGCUGAUUGGAAUGGUGCCAGAAAUAUUUGUUACAAUAUACACUGGCAUUUUAAUCAGGACAUUGGCAGAUGCUUCACAAAAUCAGCAGUUCCUCUCGGCCCCGCAGAUCGCAUUCACGAUCGUCGGAUUUUGCGUUACUGCAGCCACGACGGUUUUCUUCACUGUAUAUGCAAAAAGGAAACUCAACGAAUUGCAGACAGAAGACGAACAAUUAUUGCAGUAGUGAGGCUAAAGUUACUUAUUAUUUGAGCACAUAGAGCCACUGGACAAAUGGUUGCAUCGAUCGAACAAUUUCAUAUCCAUGUUCGGUUUCAAAGAAGCUUCGAGUGAAGGUAAACAAAGAACUAUCCAAAUAUCUUACACUAGAUAUCGUAAAUCGAUUAUGAAACUCACACCAAAAGCAUCAAAAUGAAACGAAACGAAACAAGUAUGUUGUCUUUUAUCACUUCGUCUGCUUUGAAAUCUCGAUUUGUAGUGGUUGGAAUGAGGUAUAAUGAAGUGAAUUAGAUUGGAUUUAGGCAAAUGCAGGGUGGUGGUCUGUAUAUGAAAUGUUGUAGUGUUGUUUGCUGAUUAUAGUACAUAAUAAUAUUCAUUCUUCUGCUGCUGAAUAGUUUAACAGUGAAUCAGUGUGUACAAUUCCCAUAAUUGUUGGCCUCACAUGGAAGUUCUUUGUGUUUGCCUUUA
This is a messenger RNA of Cucurbita pepo subsp. pepo (vegetable marrow), 1592 nucleotides long. The record is from RefSeq and is a predicted model, not a curated record. Lineage: Eukaryota; Viridiplantae; Streptophyta; Magnoliopsida; Cucurbitales; Cucurbitaceae.